Molecule: messenger RNA, 2840 nt
Organism: Alligator mississippiensis (American alligator)
Lineage: Eukaryota; Metazoa; Chordata; Crocodylia; Alligatoridae
Gene: CPTP
Product: ceramide-1-phosphate transfer protein
Exons: 2
Coding region: 44-688 (214 amino acids)
Biological process (GO): intermembrane lipid transfer; ceramide transport
Cellular component (GO): cytoplasm; cytosol; membrane
Molecular function (GO): ceramide 1-phosphate binding; ceramide 1-phosphate transfer activity
Source: RefSeq, a predicted model, not a curated record
GGGGGGUGGGGAAGGCCAGCUGUGAGUGCUUCGGGGUACGGCCAUGGCGGAGCGGCAGGACGGCUUCUGCCUGCGGGAGGUGCUGGCCGCCUUUCGGGCCUGCCUCACGGCGGAGCAGACCGUGCUCAUGGACCCCUACCUGCGCGGCUGGAACGGGCUCAUCAGGUUUCUGAACAGCCUGGGCACGAUUUUUUCCUUCGUGUCAAAAGACGCGGUGACCAAGAUACAGAUCAUGGAGAAGUACCGCAGCAGCGACCAGCGGGAGAGAUACGAGACUCUUCAGACCAUGGUGGAGUAUGAGUUGGCCAGCGGCUUGGUCAGUCUCAAAAACCGAGGGGAGUGCCCCGAGUCGGGCUGCCGGACCAUCUUGCGCCUCCACCGAGCCCUUCACUGGCUGCAGAUGUUUCUCGAGGGGCUGAGGACCAGCCAGGAGGACUCCAAGACGUCUGUGAUCUGCACAGACUCGUAUAACGCCUCCUUGGCAAACUACCACCCCUGGGUUAUUCGCAAGGCCGCCACGCUGGCUUUCUGUGCGUUGCCCACCCGAAACGCAUUCCUGGAAAACAUGAAUCUUGGCACUCCCGAGGAGGCGGUAGAUAUGCUGGGGGAAGCCUUGCCUUAUGUCUGCAAAGUCUAUGAGAUCACAGAGGAGCUGUAUGCAAAGCAUAAAAUGCUCGACCUUCCUUGAUGAGGAGAGGGGGAGAGGGGUUUGAUCAGGUUGUCUCGGUAGCGUGGCUUGCAAGGACCCACGCUCCUUAUCGCUGUGCACACGUGUAAACUAGAACCUGCUGAUCUGCACUAAAGCUUGGGGUCUUUCCUCUUCUGUUCCACUGUCGUCUCUCAUAUAUUGCUAAUAGACUGCAGCCAAAUCUGAGUGCUUUUUUUUUUUUUUUUGAGUCUCAUGGUAGCAUCCAUGUUUUGGCUCCUGUUUUUGUUGAAAGAAACUCAGACCAUUCCAAAGCCAUAUGGUAUUGCUCUUGCUUCAAGGGAUUCUUCAUCUGUCUCCUGGGUUCCUUUCCAAACUUUAUCUGAUUUUUAGUUCUUUAGAAAACUGAACAUAGGACCCAGAAAUGAAGGAUCGCUUAAUUUUCACCUUGAAGCAAGAACACUGGGGAGGUCUGUUCAGCCUCCUGUUCAGGGACGAGGGAGAAAUCCUUGGGACAUACCAAAGCCUUGAAUUUUGCGUUUUAGUUUGGUGCACUUUUAUUCCUGGGUUCUGGUAACUGUGAUGCUCUCUCUUGGAAGGAGCAGUUGAGCAUAGAUCUCCUUCUUGAAAAUUGUUUGUCACUAAUAGCAGAUCGCUCUUGCGUGUUCUCCUCUGCUUUUUCCUCCCCUCCAAAAGAGUUCAGGAGCAUUGAACUGUGAUACAGUAACGUAUUUGUCUCUCCCUUUCUAUGCAGGCAUGUCAGAGCAGGGAAUCCUUUUCUAUUUCUUCUUUCUAUCCCCUCUUGCUCUUUGCUGUUCUGAGUUGAGGAAGCUGCUUUAGUGUAUGCUGCAUGGUGCUAAGCUACAGAACGGUGCAGAGUUUUAUGCAUUUUGAGGGCUGUAUAUAUAGACGCUACAUAACACUAUAUAAUAAGCUUAAGGAAACAAAGGGAAUGCUGGAGGCUUGGAGAAACAAAAUGUCUUGGGCUCGUUGGGAUGAUUGUAACUUGUGCUGUAUAUCAAAUCAGUGUGUGCGGCUUCUUCCCCCGCCUCUCCCCGAAGCUUUAAUGGUUUCCAGACCAACUAAAUGUUAGGUUUUAAACAGAAGGUAAAUAUUCAUGCAAGUUCUAUUGCUAUUUUAGUGUGGAUUCCUGUUUGCUGAAGUAUAGGAUAAAUAAGAAGGGACAUGUAAAUAAGGCAGCAUACUUGAAUUUUGAAAGCCCUGGCGGUGUUUUGUAUCGCGAGAGGCGCUACUGCUACCCGUGUUCUGAAAACCACUAAAACAAGAUCACCCUAGACACUUGAAUGGCUGCUGAUUUAUUCUGUGGGAUACAGGAAUUCAGUAUUACCUUACAAGGUUCAGUCUAGUUAACACUGUUCUCCGUUAAAUUACAUAAAAUAACUUGCUCCCACAGAGCGCUGUCAUACAGGAAUGCUUCCCUCUUUCAGAUGCUGGAAGGCCUGUAUGACCUUUGGCUUAAUGCAAAGCGUGCUAUCGUAAGCAGCUGGGUAAUUAGCAGCUUAGCUUGCUGAUUACAAAUGAGACCAAACCCUUAACUGAUGUGUGCAGAAUGCACCUCUGUCUGGAUGACUGGUGUCUCUCUGUGGAAAACUGUUUAGCUAAGGGACUUGGAAAGGAAGGUUUUCCUGUACAGUGCCAGCCAUGAUAAAUACCUCUUAACCAUGGUAGGUGUGUGUCUAUGCUCUAAGAAAGCUUUGUGAAAUGUGUUGUUCUCCUUCCACAUCAAGAUUUUUGACCUUUAAAAUUGCUGCUUUUGCACACAGUGCCGUGGAGCAAAUUAUGCAUGAUGACAAUCCAGGUAGCUCCAUGUGCCACCUUUUAAGAAACACUCGGGGAUGUUUUAUUCUACGACAGCCAACAUAAAAACUUUCUCAGUUCAGCCUCUCCUGAUGAGAGGCAGCUGGUAUUCCAUGACUAGGUGCUUUUGGGGCAUAUUGUGUUGCUUCUUGAUGGUUUUGUGCCAUGUAUUGCUCAGAAAUGAAUGUAAUGUUUGUGUUCCGCGGGAUUAAUACAAAGACAGCAGUUUUACCACGUGUACAGGUGGUUUCUUUGUUCUCCGUUGAUAUGUCCAAGCUAAGUACUCAUCGCGUCAGACCAUAAGUUUAAGGGCAGGAGUUGAAAAAUAACUUACUUGCCUUUGUUUUUUCCUAUUAAAGUUGGCCUGUCGGUGCUA